AUGGUCAUUCACAUGUUCAAAGACCCACAGCAGCAGCCGCAGCAGCAUCAACAGUUGUUGCUGAUACUAUACAUCAUCAGGCCUCACCUUGACUUGACAACACCUGAGGACUACAACUAUGUGUUCCAACGUUUAAAGAAAUGUGAUCGCGAGAACUAUGUCUGUUCAAUGUUGCUCUCUAGCGUGGAUGCAAGACGUGCAGCAUUUGCCAUCCGUGCAUUCAACAUUGAGACCGUCGUCCUGCACUCUGAGGUCAAGUCUGACACCCGUCUAGCCAAGUACAAGUUGUUGUUCUGGAAGGAUGCCAUCAACAACAUAUACAAUGGCAAGGUGUUUGAUCAACCAUUGGUAAGAGUACUGGCACAACAGAUCAAGGAGAGAGGAUUGUCAAAGACAUGGUUCAUUAGACUGCUGAACAGACGUGAGAAGGAUAUGAACUCGGUACAGAUGAAGAAUAUGGAGGAGCUGGAACAAUAUGCAGAGGAGAUUCAUUCAUCGAUGUUGUUGCUCACACUCGAGGCGAUGGGCGUCAAGAGCAGCCAGGCCGAGCACGCUGCCAGUCAUCUUGGCCGCGCAAUGGGCAUCAUCACACUGAUCAGAGGCACGCCAUUCCACAUCCGUACACGCAAGCUAUACAUCCCAGCGACACUCACCACCAAGCAUGGUAUUGUGCCCGAGCUGUUGUAUCAGGGCGACCCUGAGCAGGUGGCCAAGGUCAAGGAGGCGAUCUAUGAGAUGGCAUCCGCUGCCAAGUCACAUCUGGACGUUGCCCGCACCAUCAAGGUGGAGGCGCCAGCGCACGAGGCGUUGCUCUGUGCCGAGAUUGCCGACGACUUUUUGGAGCGUCUGAGGAAGCUCGACUUCAACGUCUUCAAUCCAGCACUUGGCGACAGGAGUACAUUCCUACAUCUCAAGCUGUACAAGAAUAAGUUCUUCAAGACCUUCUAA
Molecule: messenger RNA, 948 nt
Organism: Acytostelium subglobosum LB1
Lineage: Eukaryota; Evosea; Eumycetozoa; Acytosteliales; Acytosteliaceae
Exons: 4
Coding region: 1-948 (315 amino acids)
Biological process (GO): mitochondrial respiratory chain complex I assembly; biosynthetic process
Cellular component (GO): mitochondrion
Source: RefSeq, a predicted model, not a curated record